AUGUUCGUGCCAAUCCUUUCGACUUUAUUACUGCUUGAUGUCAGUGUAUCCUCCACGUCUAAUUCGAGUAUAGACCAGCAUGAAGACCCAGUCGUGUUCGCACGUCACUUGAAUAAUUCGUUGCCUUCUGCAAAUAGUAGCUUGACCGUUGCAGAGGGAAAGUUUGAGAGCUCCGAUGAUAGUGAGCAAGACAAUACCGACUCUGAUGAAACUGAUGGGGAAAUGAGGAUGAAGUUUCUCCUCAACAAGUGGAUCUCGCCGUUUUCAUACAAACAGUUGCCACCUGAAGAAUAUUUCAACAGUCUCCGGUCUACUCAACAAAAAGCGUCUAAACUGCUGCUGAAUGAGAAUCUGAGUAAUAAAAAUCUUAAGAGGAUUUUCAAGCAUUUUAAGAAGCUUCUCCAGUCGAAUGAUGAACAAAUGAAAUCAUUUGUCGAUGAGGAAACCGCUGCUUUGCUUCGAAACGCUGCGACCAGCGAGAGGACACAAGCUUUAUUGCUCAAAUCUGAAACGAAGUUAUCAACAAUAUUCACAAGUUUGAUGCUGCGAACAAAAGAUGGAUCUCUUGAAGAGUUUUUCAAGCUUGAGCUACACAUUCCGUUGCUAUCCUACACGAUAAAACUAAUUGGCCAGGUUGGCUUUCCGAAGGGUCGGUCUGAAGUCGCAGACGACAUUGUUCGAAUACUCACGGCUAAUCACAACGGAGGUAAUCUGAUAACUUGGCUGGGAAGAUGCCAAUCUGAUCAAGAUUUGAUUAAUCGAGUCAUCAAAGUGUUGGUGCAGUCGGCCACGACCCGCAAGCUAGCAUAUCGACUACAAUCAUUGCGAUCUGACGACUUUAAAGACCUGUUUUCGAAAAUCGAGCAUCUCGAUGAGCAAGCGAUACGCGAUCAUAUACUUGAUUACGCUGCUUAUAUUCGCUUUAAUUUCAUUGAGCAUGAGGCAAAGAGUUCUUCUUUUGUGGUGUCUAAGUUCCGUUCUUUCCUGCAAUAUCGUUAUAAGGACUCGGAAGAGAAGCAAAAGCAGUUCUUUUCGAGAAAACAAAAGAGAGUCUAUCCGACAGGAUUUGCUUUGGAUAGCAAUCGCUAUACAGAAAUUGAUUGGACGCAGUUUACUGAGGAUCAAGUGCGUUUAUUCAAAGCUACGUUGCAGUCUGACGAUCAAGUGAAGUCGGUGAGAGAGACUUUGCAGGCAGCGAGUCAGGUCGCUUCAUUUACCGAGAAGCUAGGCGAUAAGACCAUGGUGGACACGUUUCAGACGGUGCUGAACGACGAGAAAUUCGUGCAAUGGCUUCAAGCGGUGCUCGAAGACGAGAAAGCAGUGCAAUCGCUUAAAACAAUAUUGAAGGAUGCAAAGGAUCCGGAAGAUCUUAUGUUGCUUCUGACAAAAGAUGAUAAGCUGAAUCAAAAAGAAGUGACUGAGCUCGACGAGUUGAUCAAGAGUGAGGGUUUAUUACAAUUGCUACAAACAUCUAUGGUGAAUGAUGAACGUAUGACGAUGCUUAAAAAGGCUUUGGGGUUUGAAGGGCGAUUAAGAUCAGUUGAUGACAUCUUAUGCAGUACAGAAUUGGAUACGAAGAAGUUACUAGACGGGAUCCUCAGCAAUCAAAAGAUAACGCAGUCCCUCAAAGAGAUAGUGAAGGAUGAUGUGCGAUUGAAGUUAUUUAAAUCGGCUCUGGAGGGUAAGGAAGAGAUCAAAAACUUUCUUUCGGCGCUGGGUGACAAGGAUUUGGCGUAUGUGCUGUUAAAGGAUAUGGAUCAAGUUUUUUUUCUCAGAGUGGCUAUCAAGGAUGAUUAUCGUACGAACUUGUUUCGAGCGGCUUUGGAGAAUAAAGAACAGGUGAAGCAUUUUGUAGAGGCAUUGGACAAAAAGAAACUGGCAAAUGUUUUUAAAUCGAUACUCAAGGAAAAAAAUCAAGUGCGUUUGCUUGAAGAUGCUGUUACAAAACAAUCAAAAGCGGGAUUUAGAUUUUCUCUUAAUGAUCGAGAUAGAAUGAUGCUGGCAGAGGAGAUGGAAAAGAAUUUCAUACAGGUCAAGGUGUCAGACAGUAGAAUCAACUGA
This is a messenger RNA of Plasmopara halstedii, 2061 nucleotides long. RefSeq lists its product as uncharacterized. The coding region runs from base 1 to 2061 and encodes 686 amino acids. NCBI's taxonomy places the organism in Eukaryota, Oomycota, Peronosporomycetes, Peronosporales, Peronosporaceae. The record is from RefSeq and is a predicted model, not a curated record. The transcript has a single exon.